Molecule: messenger RNA, 1436 nt
Organism: Episyrphus balteatus (marmalade hoverfly)
Lineage: Eukaryota; Metazoa; Arthropoda; Insecta; Diptera; Syrphidae
Product: keratin, type II cytoskeletal 1-like
Exons: 3
Coding region: 165-1205 (346 amino acids)
Biological process (GO): regulation of transcription by RNA polymerase II
Molecular function (GO): RNA polymerase II cis-regulatory region sequence-specific DNA binding; DNA-binding transcription factor activity
Source: RefSeq, a predicted model, not a curated record
AAAAAAUAUUGUUUUUUUUUUUUAAAUAAUAAUUAUUUAUUAAUUCAUGUACCUAUUGCAGCUUUUCAUUAAUUUAUAUACAUAUUAUUAUCCCAUUAAAACAAACUAUAUAAUCAAAUCCAUAACAAUGAUACAACUCAUCCAUCACAAGCACACACACAUCCAUGUUUCCAGGCCUCAAAAAUUCGAUUAAAAAAAAUGUGUUUUUUCGAAUAGGGGAAUCCGGAGGAGGCACCAGCGAACUUAGACGCCAAAGUUUGCGGCUCAAAUCCAGUCCAUAUUCCAGUCCGGCUCAUGCCAUGCUGCCCUUUGACCGCCUCAAAAAGGAAGAUGAAGAAUUUGACCCCGGUUUGGGGGGUAGUAGUGCAGGUGAUAUAAAUGAAGACGACCCAAACGACGAUGACGACGAUGAUGAUCAGCCUUGUGAUUUGCGCCUUAGCACUUCGGCGGUACAAAAGAUCAAAGAACUGGUGUCCAUUGCCCAACAGCAUCAGCAGCAACAACAACAACAACAUGCCACUCAAUCGUCGCUUCUCUCAUCAGCAGCAGCCAUUGAAUCCUUGCAGUCUCCGUCAAUAGGUGCUUUGACAGCACAAAAUUCUGCCUCAGCUGGAGCCGGAGGGUCAACCUAUGUAGCGGGAAUAGCAGGUUCCAUUGGAGCCACGUCGAAUUUGCCGCCAAUAACUGUGGCUGCGGCUGCCGCUGCUGCUGCUGCAGCAGCUCAUCUCUCGCCAGCGCUACUAGGAUAUACUAAUAUCAAACGUAGUGGUUCCUUUAGCAGCGCCACGGCAUCUGGCAGUGCCGCCGUGGGUGGUAGUAGUGUUGCCGCAACGGCAACUUCCCUUAGCGGGCCCUCAAACAGUGGUGGUGUAGGUGGCGGAUUGGUAACUAGCCCGUUUAGCGGUGGUAGUAGUAGUGCAUUAACCCCAGGCACCUCGAGUUCGGCUCUAGGCAGCAAUGUUGGAGCUGCAGGUUCCGGCGGCGGUGGUGGUGGUAGCGGCGGAACCGGAAGCAACAGCGGUGGCUGGGGAGGUGCUUAUACAUGUGAUCGCUGUGGCAACUCAUACGCCCGUCCGCACAGUCUAAACAGGCAUGUCCGUUUCGAAUGUGGCGUGGAGCCGAAAUUCGAGUGCCCCAUUUGUCACAAGAAAUCCAAACAUAAACAUAAUCUAGUUCUACACAUGCGAACGCAUCAAAAUCGAUGAUACAAUCGAUGCACAUCGAUAACAAUAAUUAUUUUACAAUGUUGUAUAUCGAAACUAUUUUUUUUUUUUCGUUUUUUAUUUUACUUUUUUUUUUUGUUGAUAAAAAAAAAUAUAUUUUUUCCGAUGAUCUUAAAUGUUUUUGCUUUUUUCUUUUUUUCAAUAUAACACACUAUACUACACAAUUUUAAUAAUAAUUUUUAUUAUUUUUUUCUUGAAAUUAAAAUUAAAAAA